AUGGUUCGCAUUAUGUUGAAUAUAUAUCUGGAGGUUUACCUCGUAGACACUGUAAUUCUUGCACCUUCUGAACAUUCCGCUGUUCCUCGAGCUGCAAAUUCCAAUGGUUUUCCUUAUCACGGGCGACGACAGCUGUUUCACGAAAUUGCGAAACGCGCGUGGCUUUUCGAGGAAUGCGAAGGUGAGAAACGUUAUCGACAGGGCAUGGUUGUCGGUCCUACUAUGAACACCUCAACAAAAUUCAGCGACAAUUACGAGGUCAAGGAAGAACUUGGGAAAGGAGCAUUUUCUGUUGUUCGACGGUGUGUACACAAGGCUACAGCGGCUGAAUAUGCCGCGAAAAUUAUUAACACAAAGAAGCUUUCUGCAAGGGAUUUUCAAAAACUGGAACGAGAAGCACGAAUUUGCAGAAAGCUGCAGCACCCAAAUAUAGUUCGUCUACACGAUAGUAUCCAAGAGGAGUCGUUUCACUACCUAGUAUUUGAUCUAGUCACCGGUGGUGAGCUGUUUGAGGACAUUGUUGCCAGAGAAUUCUAUAGUGAAGCGGAUGCAAGUCACUGCAUCCAGCAAAUUCUCGAAUCAAUCGCUUACUGCCAUCAAAACUGCAUUGUGCACAGGGACUUAAAGCCGGAAAAUCUACUCCUUGCCAGUAAAGCAAAGGGCGCAGCAGUAAAGCUGGCUGAUUUCGGCUUAGCCAUCGAAGUUGGUCAAGAUACUGAAGCAUGGUUCGGAUUUGCUGGAACGCCGGGAUACCUUUCGCCGGAAGUGCUGAAGAAGGACCCGUAUGGCAAACCAGUCGAUAUCUGGGCAUGCGGUGUAAUACUUUACAUCUUGCUUGUCGGCUACCCUCCUUUUUGGGAUGAGGACCAACACCGGCUCUACGCGCAGAUCAAGGCUGGCGCCUACGAUUAUCCAAGUCCCGAAUGGGAUACGGUGACUCCAGAGGCCAAAAGUCUGAUCGAUAGCAUGUUGACGGUGAAUCCGAAGAAACGAAUCACCGCUGAUCAAGCGCUCAAAGUGCCGUGGAUAUGUAAUCGUGAACGUGUAGCGUCUGUGAUGCAUCGACAAGAUACUGUAGAUUGUUUGAAGAAGUUCAAUGCUAGGAGGAAACUCAAGGGUGCGAUCCUCACGACAAUGAUCGCAGCUCGCCAUCUAUCGAGCCGCAACUUGUUGAACAAAAAGGAAGGCGGACCACCGUCAACGAUCAAGGAGUCCAGCGAAUCAUCACAAACGCUAGAUGAUACUGAAUCGGAUAAAGGCGGUCAACUGAAGCACGAGAACACUGUGGUGCGUGCCGAUGGAACAGCCACCAAAGCGGUGCCGUCUUCGUCGCUAUCAGCUCAAAAACAAGAAAUCGUACGGGUCACGCAACAGCUGUUAGAUGCGAUUUCGUGCAAAGAUUUCGAUGUCUACACGAAAUUAUGUGAUCCGGCAAUGACAUGCUUCGAACCAGAAGCGCUAGGAAACCUCAUCGAGGGAGUCGAAUUUCAUCGAUUCUAUUUCGAUUAUGGGAGUAAUAACCCGCGAAAAGGACAGCUGCACACAACGAUGUUGAAUCCGAAUGUGCAUGUGAUGGGCGAAGAAGGUGCAUGUAUUGCGUAUGUACGAUUGACGCAGUUCAUGGACAGAAAUGGUGAAGCUCGUACCCGGCAGUCGCAAGAAUCCCGAUGGGCCACCUGGUGGUACGACUUCAUUACCGGUGGAAUACUAAUUAUAACCCCGUGCUAUUUUCUCUUUCGUCGUCUUCAUGCAAGUGAUAUGAUGAGCUGUUUGGAUUCAGCACUAUAGGCGCAUCUCUGCUAGUCGAUAUGUUGUUGAGCAGUUCGAUGCUCGACUGUCAAUUCCUCAUAUAGCAUUAUUUCGAUUGGUUUUGUUUUUGUAUACUAAUAUAUCUCGGUCAACAUCUUGCUUGUUUACGAAUUUCUUUUUUUUGUGAGGCUUGCUUAUGUUCGUAUGAAUGAUUAUUGCACAAGAUAUUAUUUUCUGUCUCUUGCUCCUCUUUUCUAUUUCUCUUGGCAUUUCGCCGUCUGUCGUGUACCAUUCAGUUCUGUUACUCAGAUUGUUUCUGUAUUAGCUGCAAGGCUUACCGCUACGGCGUAGCGGUACAGGACUUCGCAUACAAUUGAUCACUUCCGUUAGUGGUUCUUUGGAGGUCGCAUGUUGAGGGUCAUUUUUGCUGCUUCCUUCUCUUUAGACCUAUAUUUGGCUCGUUGUUGCGCUUAGUCGCUUCCAUCACAAGUGUUUAGUUCAAAAUUGUCGCAUUAACAAAUAACAAAUAACAUAUAACUCAUUGAAUUCCCAGCAUCCUGUCGGAAUCAAUCUUAAAUCAUUUACGUAUCUGAAAUCAAACUAACCUGGCUGGAAUAGCGCUUUCUAGUGACUUGUAAUUCUUGAAUUUAUUUUUCUUUUUUUAAGAAAGCCGACAUCCAAUGCUUCUGUCAUCCGCCCAUUCUCACCGCCUACGCAUUUCACGCAUUCUUUUUUGACAACCGUUCUUGUUGUAUACUCUUAGUGUUUCCCCCCGUGUUUCUCAUUAUCGCAUUUGCACUAAAUAUAUGUAAAAUUGGACAUAUUGACUUUUAUCUUGGCAAGUUUUAUUCUUGUUAGAUGUAAUUUGAUUUUCUGAACGUCAAAUAAAUGUAAAGUUCUACG
Molecule: messenger RNA, 2652 nt
Organism: Cylicocyclus nassatus
Lineage: Eukaryota; Metazoa; Nematoda; Chromadorea; Rhabditida; Strongylidae
Source: the annotation of a GenBank genome assembly